UUAUAAUCACUGAAUUGAGAACGAGUUUGUCAUGCCUUUAUAAGCCUCCAAUACCUCCUGGAAUUUACCCUUCCUUUUGUUUUUGGUGAUUCAACAUGGCAGUAAUGGCAAAGGUUGUUGUUUUGGUUCUCAUUGCUAGUUUCAGUAGGCCUAAUGUCAUUUGUUUUCCAAAGAGGGAAGCUGCCCAUGAGGUUGAUGUUUCAACAACACCGUCUCCCAACAAUCAGACCCAAACUGAAGCUGUGGGUGGUGCAAGUGAAGAUGUUGAAGCAGGCACUCCAGCACCAAUUCCCCACAAUCAGACUGCUACUGCACAGCCUGAUGUGACGGAUGGGCCAAGUGAAGAUCAUGUGGUAACUGCGACCUCAAGUCCCCAAAACCAGACAACACCUGCUGCCCAAACUGAAAAUGCUGAAACCGAUGGGCCAAGUGAAGAUCAUGUGGUAACUGCGACCUCAAGUCCCCAAAACCAGACAACACCUGCUGCCCAAACUGAAAAUGCUGAAACCGAUGGGCCAAGUGAAGAUCAUGUGGUAACUGCGACCUCAAGUCCCCAAAACCAGACAACACCUGCUGCCCAAACUGAAAAUGCUGAGUCACCAGAUGAACCAAGUGACGAUGCGGAGGUUGCCGCCACAACCCAAAAUGCCCAAAACCAGGCCACUUUGGCCCACACUGUAGGAACUGAUGGUCCAAGUGAGGAUGCUGUGUUAACCACUGUACUGAAUCUGCAAAAUGGGACUACCCCUGCCCAAGAUGUAACCACCAUUAUUGACUCCCACGAUGACGCCUGACGUGACUCAGAAUGCUAAUGCUUAAUGGAUUUCCUUGUCAUCUUGACUUUCUCCAUCUUGAAUUCAAUAAAUACCAUAUUUUCUUAUCAAA
Sardina pilchardus (European sardine) is the source of this 885-nucleotide messenger RNA. RefSeq lists its product as uncharacterized. Bases 96 to 794 code for a protein of 232 amino acids. Lineage: Eukaryota; Metazoa; Chordata; Actinopteri; Clupeiformes; Clupeidae. The transcript has 9 exons. The record is from RefSeq and is a predicted model, not a curated record.